AUGAUAAAUAAUAUAACAAUAAAGCAAACCUGUAUUGAUAUACCAGAUUUCCUUGCAAAACUUAGAUUAUACUUGCAAAACCAAGGAAUAAAUCUAGCAGAUAAUGUGGAAGGUCCACCAAUGAGAAGAGAAGUAGCUAUAGGAUAUUUAAGAGGAUGCAAAUUAGUAGCUGUAAAUGGGAGAACAGCAGUUCAAAUAAAAAAUCAAGCAUUGAAUGAGGCACUCGGCCAACCUAGUAAUGCAAUAGUCAAAUUAAGAGCUGUAAAGGGUCCUUGGGAUGAAGAUUGGCGCAUAGCAGGUGGUCGUCCUACUAACAUUGCUGUUAAUGCACCAAAUGCUAAUAAUGGUACUAUAGUAGUUGUAGCUGGCAUUCAUUUCAGUCAAGCCAUAUGGUGGCUAAAAAUACAUUUUCCUAAAGUGGAAGAGGAGCUUCAGGAUUUGCAAUAUGGAACAAUUAGAAAAGGAAAUAUGACUAUAGAUGAAUUAUAUAGAAAAUUGCCCGAAGAAUUACAUAAUAAGUUCUUAGAUGCCCUUCCUAUUCCAUGGCUUGAAAAAGCUGAGGAUAUUAGUGAACAUUUGCCAUUAGAUGAAUUAGCUAAAAAGCUUUAUGAGAUAGAGUUACAACGAAUUGCUAGACAUAAAAAAGAUAGAAUACCUGAUUCACUAGUAUCUCAACAAGCAUCUCGAGAAAUAUAUGAACUCUUACCCAUUCCAGCUCUUCAACAGCAAGGAAUUUCUUUAAAAGAUAUGCAAAAACAAGCAGUUGCUCAAAAAGCACAAGCACCAGCUUCACAAACUGUCAAACCAGUUAGACAGCCAAGAGGUCUACUACCUUCAUUACAAACAGAAGAAGGUAUGGAAAAUUUUCACUUAUCACAAUACUUAAAUAAUUUAGGUAUAUUUAGUACAGAAGAUUUCGACAGAAAUUAUCCUAUAAAGCCUUUUCAAAAACCUCAUCAGGGACGAUUAUAUUCAUCAAAUCAAAAUGCUAGAAUGGAUAGAAUAGAAUCGAAAGUAGAUGAAAUCAGUCAAAUAACAUCUCAAUUCGGAAAGAUGAUGCUUGAUAACAAAAAACUCUUAGCUAAAUCAAAUUCAAUAUAUUGA
Cetraspora pellucida is the source of this 1104-nucleotide messenger RNA. NCBI's taxonomy places the organism in Eukaryota, Fungi, Glomeromycota, Glomeromycetes, Diversisporales, Gigasporaceae. The record is from the annotation of a GenBank genome assembly.